UCCGACAGCGAGUCCGAAAUAUCUAAAGUACAGUUAUCGAUAAUUGUAAAACAAAUAAUGCCUUUGCAAUUUCAAUAAUAUGCUGUAAUAUCCGUAUAGAUUGCAGAAGAUAAAAAUAGCCCGUUUUCUAAAGAAAGUAUGAUAGAACGGCCAGUGAUCGAUACAGAUUCUGGUUCUCCAUACGAAAAUCGCAAGUACAUCGAGUCCGUGACACGUAAAGUGUUGAAGCAAAAUCUGAAUACGGAGAAACAAGCGGCAAUUAGUUCGCAGGAUCUACACGAGUCCUUCGUAGAAUCUUUGGAUUGGCACGAUGACUUCGACGAUGACGUGAAGAUCAGAUUUGGCAGAGGACUGAAGGCUAUAGACGAAACGGUGAUUUCUGACUCGAUUAAAACUCGAAAGCGAGAUAAUAAAUUAGAUGUAGCAAGUACGACUAAUGUAAGCUCGAAACUUCGUAAUUCCCCGCCAAUAUUUUACGACAAUUCGUCGAUUUCGCAAGAUUGGCACAAUAAUACGAUUACGGAUUUGAUCGAUAUUUUUAACGUUCAUCAUGGCGCAUCUGAUCAGAGCAUGAAAAAAGCUCAACAGCCGAUUUUGAUGAAUGUGGAUAGCGAUGAGGAUCUCGAAGUAGCUGAACAAAAAUAUGUAAAUCAUGAAACACCGAGGAUUAAAAGGACAGCUCCUUCGUAUCGUGCUUUUUACGACGACAUGAAUCACAAUCAACGCGACUUCGAGGAAGCGGACGAAAAUCUAGGUGAUAGUUUUCAGCUUCCGAAUAAUCUCGAGGAUCGAUAUGAUGGAGUAUACGACGGACACGCGACUCCGUACGGGAACAACGAUAUACAGGACCUUGAUCCAUAUUUUAAAACGACGCGAAGCACCAAUUCGAGGAAAAAGAAAAAGCCUGGGAAGAAGCAUUCCUCGGAUAAACAUGGAAAAAAAAGUAAUUUGCAUUCAUCUUCGAGUAGAAACAGAAGACAUCAUACGCAUCGAUCUGAUAUGUCGAAGAACGCCGAUCGAGGCGGCUGGAAGCCGAAGAAAAAAGACAAGUCUGAAGCGUCCUCUUUGGCUGGACACACUAGAGUUCAGAAGAGCAAAACAGCCGAGCAAGGGUUCCUUCGUGCGGGAAUAAACGAGGCACUGGGCGAAAAAGUGCUUUACGAGAACGCGGAGGAUCAGAGCACAGUGAAGUCGGAGGAGGACGACGCGCGGAGAAAGGAAAUUACGCUGCUCCUCGCAGCCGACAGCAUCGACGACGAGUCGCAGAUGGACGUGGCUCUUCACGGCGAGCUGGCUGGAAAAAUUGUCGAGCAAAUAUUCCAGCAGGCAAGUAAAGGAUCGCGCGAUAUCAAAACUGUUCAGAAAAAUGAUCAAUUGAAGAGUGUCCUUGCUCCUGGACUUCAACGCAAUUAUAAAACAGAAGACGUGAUAGCGGUGGAUAAAAUUUAUCGGCAAGGAUUUAACGAGACUGGAAUGAAUCAUACGGAAACCAUGAUGAAGAGAAUUAUGGAGCUUCUUGGUAAGCUGAUUGUGAACGAAGUGCAAAGAAAAACUUGCGUUUUCCUGUCGCCGGAUACGCGAGAGUUUUUAGGAUGGAUGCUGGAAGUGGAUCAGGAGGAAGAGUCAUUUGAAGAAGCACUACAGUUGCCAUUGGUCCAUGAAGAGAUUAUUCCAGAGCAAGACUCGAGACGCAAAUUCCUGUUUGAUGCUACUUCCGUUCGAGAGGGAGAGGAAGAUAUUAGCAACCUACAGAAAAAAGUGAAAGUGCUGGAGACUCUUGUAAAGGAAUAUAAUGCUUUGACAACGAAAGAGAAGACGGAGGUCCGAACUGUCCACGAUUAUCUGAUUCGGCAGUUAAAUCAGCUUUUGCAAUAUAUCGAAACGCGAGAAGCUGCAGGGAAAUUUGCACGGAUGCCUAUUGCAGCAGCUAGAACCGGCAGUAUCCUGCAAUAUCAAAGCGCAAUGCCUAACGCUACAAAUGCAAGCUUUCCGAUGACAAAAGAUGCAUUCUCUUCGCCAAUCAGUCACGCUGAGCCUCGUCACAGAGAAAUACGCAGCCUCGACAAAGUUUCAACAAAGCAACAUCGCAAAACAAAACGUGAAAAAAUCCGCAAUAACAGGAAGAACGCAAAUCGUAGAAAGCCAAUUCAAAGGCACAAGAAGCGUCGCAAGCAUCAAGAUCGCGCGCGAUUAUCGCCGGGAUUCGGGAAAUCGCGGCGAAAACGCGCAAAUCUAAAAGAAAAUAAUUCGGUUUAUUUGGGCUACGAGAAGCCAACAAUUUACGAUUCGUUCGACCUCCUCAAUGCGAAAUUGCCGGAGAAGAAAAAGAAGAGGAAACGGGAAUUAGUCGAUAAGAAAAACGCGGCGACAGAGAAUGACAGGAUGCUCGAUUUGUUACCAAUAAAGGGGAAGAAUCGCUUGGAGGACGAAGUGAUACUGCUCAACAAGCGGGAGGCCUGGAAGAGAGAGAACGAGAAACAGCUGGAGGAGGUCGCCUUUGGCAAAGACAUGAGGAAUAUCACGAGGAGAGAGAAGGAGCGACUCGAGAAAUUGGCGGAAGGAGAUAAACGGAAGGCGAUCGAUGAGGCGAGUUCCAGGACGAAGCGAGAGGGCAACAUUCGCGGGAUAUCAACUGUCAGAGGCGUAGAUCGUCCCGAUAAGACCUAUACAGCAUCUGAAAUUGGUAAUGGCGAGUCAGAGAAGAAUUUGAAAUCAAAGGACGAUAAUGGUAAUAACGGCGCAAGAGGGGAUAAGCUGGAAUUGGUUGAGCGAAGGAUCAAUGUUUUCGCGGAUAAUAGAAGCAAUGCUGCAACUGAUACAGCGGUCGCGGAAGUCGGAACAAGAGAAAAGUUAGCGACAAGCGCGGGAGCCAAUAACCAGGUUAAGGGAAAACUUUGCGGUAUAAAUCGUGAGACAAAAAUUGACAAGGCGAGCGGAAGUACGAGCCGCGUAAACUUGACGAACGACACGAAGCCCCGGGUCUCGAAGGAGCGGCGGAAAGUUUCGCAGGCGGAAAAAGAAGCGGAUGAUAACGCUGUAAAAUUAAACCGGACGACAAACUAUCGAAGCGAGGAAACGGAUCCAGAAAUCGAGCUGAAAAAUCUCAGGCGGGAACGAGGAGAGAAAAUUUAUGGCGUCGCAGACCGGAGAAUGACCGACUCGCUUUACGACGAUGAUAAUCUUGCUAGAAAUAAAUUUCGGAAGAAAUAUGUGGCUAAGUUGGACGAACCGGGUGACCUAGAUGCGAGACCUGAGAAUAAUUUGGAGCUUUUAAGAUUAAGAAGUAAUAAAUGGUCGAAUGGUGUUGUCGAAUGGAAGCUACUGCCGGUAAUGAAAAGAUCGCCGUAUUAUGAUGAUCGUGCUUUAUCAAGAAUUCGCUUAAUGGAAACAGAAAGACCCGCAUUCAGCUAUGUUAAAGAUGUAGAACUAGAACCCAACGUUUAUUUAAGCAGUCCGAAACCUUGGAGAUUCAAACAUCGAAAGAAAAGAAAUAAAGUGAGGCUAAUCAAUGGCAAUGAUACUUUCUCACGCGGAAUCUAUCCAAAGGCGAAACAAGCGUUCGAAAUAGCGAGAUUCGAGAAUCCACGAAUAAAUUCCAAAAUUUUUCCCGAAGCUCGAAAGCUAGCGCGAUUGAGAAACGGCGGGAAGUCGAAGAGCGUUGCAGAAUUUGUAGUGCCUUUCAUGCUAAAAGCUUCUGAUCGCGAAAUAUCCCGAUCUCGCAAUGAUCCAGAGCUUGGCGAUCCAAUGAUCUACGACGGACUUGGUCUGCGAUUGCCAGUUUGGCCAUAUUACGAUAAUUCGCCGAUUCUCCACUUUGUCCCGGAUAUUCGCGGGAGAGACGACGAUGCGCAUCGAUAUCCUGCGGGAGUGUAUCUCGAGUACGGCCCCUUUAAAGAGCAUGCACGUAAUUUGAACCGGCGAGUCGCAAGGCAAAAUAGAUUUCGCCUGAGAACCUUCGAAGAAGAAGCCGUCGAUUUUCCGGGGGAUAAUUUAGGAAACGAGAGCUCGGAAUCCAGAUUCGCGCACGGAAAGUUUCGCGUGAAAACAGACGAGCCGGCUCUUGCAAACCACGAAGAUUACUUUGUGUCUAAUGAAACAAAAGAUACACAGAAGUUGAAGAAAAGUAAUGAGACGAAAAUAAAAUUGAAAAGGUAGACGAAUCUCUUGAAACGAAAGAUCUAGUGGCUUGGCUAGUCAUUAUUUAUAAUUAAGGAUGUGAUAUGGCGCAGUUGAGUUAAGAAACGUGCAGCGAAGUAACGUAACAAAUCCAAUUAUUUCGUAAAUUUAUUACACGAGGAAAGAAUGUUUCGCGAUUUGAACUCGCGGUACAUUUUUAGAUCGAGUCGCGACGCGAUAAUUGUUAAGCGUCUAAAUAAUUUCAUUGGACGAAUCAGAUAAAUCGUCGAUGCGCGUUAUCGUAAUUGACACAUUCGCCCUAUCUAUGCGCCAGACAAGCCUGUGAAACCUCGUAAAUCGUCCUAGCUCGCCGGGAUGA
This is a messenger RNA of Linepithema humile (Argentine ant), 4495 nucleotides long. NCBI's taxonomy places the organism in Eukaryota, Metazoa, Arthropoda, Insecta, Hymenoptera, Formicidae. The record is from RefSeq and is a predicted model, not a curated record.